UGCUUAAGUAAACGGGUCUAGGGUUGGUUUCAGGUCGGGUCAAAAUCGGGUUCAAGUCAUCAUUUUUCCUGAUUCAGACGGAUCGGUUAAUAAUUAGGUUCGGGUUGAUAUUUCGAAUCGGAUCAGCUUUUGACAGCUCUACUCCAUAACGUCCACAGUCCACACUAAAAAAAUUCAUCGAUUGCACUACGUGCGAACCAAACAACGUUGUCAAAAUCAUCUUAGAACGAAUAUUCUGUAGAUUACUCAAAUCAAUAUUCAAAUUCUUCCUCCAAUUAUACAUCAAUGGAGUUCUCAAACUCUGCACAUCCCCUUCACCUCUUCCUAUUUACAGUAGACCAAAAUUCUGCACAAUGCAUUUCCAGUUCAAAUCAUUGUUAUGGGUCCUCAAUUUAUUUAUGGUCUGUUUUGCUGCAAUGGAAGCAAUGCCCACUACUUUGGAAGGCCCUUUCGACCCCAAAACUCGUCGUUUUGAUCCGUCUUUGCGGCGAGGUAGCACUGAUUUGCCAUUGGAUGAUCCAAGAAUAAGGAGAAAUGUAACUGGGAGUUUUCCUGAACAAAUUUCACUUGCACUUUCUUCACCUUCUUCAAUGUGGGUCUCUUGGGUUACUGGUGAAGCUCAAAUUGGUAAGAAUGUAACAGAAUUAGACCCAUCAAGUGUUGGAAGUGAAGUUUGGUGUGGAAAAGGUAGUGGGAAUUAUACUACUAAGAAAAGUGGGGUUUCUAUGGUUUACAGCCAGUUGUACCCUUUUGAAGGUCUGUUAAAUUAUACUUCAGGAAUCAUUCAUCAUGUUAGACUUGAAGGUCUUGAACCUGGAACAAGAUAUUAUUACAAGUGUGGGGAUAGUUCCAUCCCUGCAAUGAGUGAAGAGCAUACCUUCGAAACUCUUCCUUUACCUGGACCUAAUGCUUAUCCUCGACGUAUUGCUUUCAUUGGAGAUUUGGGUCUGACUCAUAAUUCUACAACAACUAUUGAUCAUGUUACUGAGAAUGAUCCGUCACUAGUACUGAUGGUUGGUGACUUGGCUUAUGCAAAUCAGUAUCGUACAACAGGUGGGGAAGGAGCUUCAUGCUUUUCCUGUGCAUUCCCUGAUGCACCCAUUAGAGAGUCAUAUCAACCAAGGUGGGAUGGUUGGGGAAGGUUCAUGGAGCCUCUAAUCUCCAAAGUCCCAAUGAUGGUUAUUGAAGGCAAUCAUGAGAUUGAGCCUCAAGCUGCUGGGGUAACAUUUAAAUCGUAUCUCACAAGGUUUGCUGUUCCUUCAGAGGAGAGUGGCUCGGAAUCUAAUUUUUACUACUCUUUUGACGCUGGAGGUAUUCAUGUCAUUAUGUUGGGAGCUUAUGUCGAUUAUGAUAGGACGAGUGCUCAGUAUGCUUGGCUAGUGAAGGACCUUGAAAAAGUCAACCGGGAUGUAACUCCUUGGCUGGUUGCUGCAUGGCAUUCUCCUUGGUAUAAUAGCUAUUCGUCGCACUAUCAGGAAUUUGAGUGCAUGAGACAAGAAUUGGAAGCACUCCUCUACCAGUAUAAAGUUGACAUUGUCUUUUCCGGUCAUGUUCAUGCAUAUGAGCGGAUGAAUCGUGUUUAUAAUUACACAUUGGAUCCAUGUGGUCCUGUUUACAUAACAGUUGGAGAUGGAGGGAAUAUCGAGAAAGUUGAUGUCGAUCACGCUGAUGACUCAGGGAAGUGCCCAAAGCCCAGUGACAACGUACCUGAAAUUGGUCCAGUGUGCCAUUUAAAUUUUUCUUCAGGUCCUGCAAAGGGAAAAUUUUGCUGGGAUACACAGCCUGAGUGGAGUGCAUUCAGGGAGAGUAGUUUCGGACACGGAAUACUUGAGGUCUUGAAUACUACGCAUGCAUUAUGGACUUGGCACAGGAAUCAGGAUGUGUUCAGGGAUGAUGUACGAGGUGAUCAAAUAUAUAUUGUCCGACAGCCAGAGUCCUGCAACCCCAUUGGACAAGUAAUUCUUUAAGGCGAGGCUCAUUCUUUGUAUAAAACAAAUGGCUAUCUUGCCUAUCAAUUUAUUUGUGUUAACUAUUCACCAUUUUUUUGGAAUAUGGAAGCAUUUGUGACUUGUGAAGGCCCUUGACACUGUGUCCUUUUUCUCUGUCCUUUGGGACUGUUAUAUCCAUUAUUACCUGAAUCAGGUCAUUUUUUCUUUAUUAUUUUACAUUAUGCAAGAUUUCGUCGAAUAAUAUACGUAGUAUAUGAAGUGAUUUAAGGAUCUUAGACUUGAGCUGCUAAACCAUAUCACUGUCAAUAAGUGUAAGAUUAUUUUGUUCUUUGAGUUAUUUAUUUUAUUUAUUUUUUUUUUUAAUUUUUUUUACCAUGAGAACUAUAUAAAUAAAAGCAAAUUACAACCUCAGGAAACUAAAAAAAACAACACACACACAAAACAACAAAAGAAAUCUAUGAGUACUGAAGCUGAAGCAGUGCACUGAAUCAAACCCACAUACACACCUUGCCACUUAUCACUGGAGAACCGAAGUGAAUGAUAAAACCACCUAAACACACACAAACUAAGGGGCCGUUUGGUUGGGGUUAAUAAUCAAAGGGAAAGGGAAUGAAGAUGGCUCAUUCCCUUUGUUGUUGUUUGUUUGCCAUUUUUUUCAUUCCCUUUACCCAUUUUCAUUUUUGAGUUUACCCAAAAUCCUUCUAUAUUGAUUCCCCACCCCCCCUAGACUUUGGGAUUCCCAUUCCCCAGCCACCACUACACCACCAACUGCUACCUUACCCAGUCACGCCCACCGCCAAGGCACCUCGCCGGAACUCGUCCACCUCCCCCUCCCCUCGCCGAAACGCGUCGCACCUCCCCCUUGUCGGAAUCCGUUGCGCCUCCCCCUCCCCUAGUCGGAAUCCGUUGCGCCUCCCCCUCCCCUCGC
Messenger RNA from Chenopodium quinoa (quinoa), 2877 nucleotides. Its product is annotated as purple acid phosphatase 23-like. The coding region runs from base 354 to 1967 and encodes 537 amino acids. The record is from RefSeq and is a predicted model, not a curated record. Gene Ontology annotation, molecular function: metal ion binding; acid phosphatase activity. The transcript is spliced from 7 exons. Lineage: Eukaryota; Viridiplantae; Streptophyta; Magnoliopsida; Caryophyllales; Amaranthaceae.